Molecule: messenger RNA, 1745 nt
Organism: Cuscuta campestris
Lineage: Eukaryota; Viridiplantae; Streptophyta; Magnoliopsida; Solanales; Convolvulaceae
Source: the annotation of a GenBank genome assembly
CUUCAACCCUAUCCCGUCUCUCUCCCGGUCAGCCGUCCUGCGAACGCCACUCCUCCGCCAGCCUUCAACGCCCUUCCUCGCUGCCGACCUACGUUCUCGCCAGCCACGCCAGCCCUCCUGCCACGCCGUCCCGCCCAGCCCCGCCAGCCACGCCGUCUUCCCCAGCCACGCCAUCAUCUCCAACCGCUCCACCAGCCGUCACCACCCGCCCACCAGCCGUCGCCACCCGUUGUUGACGCCGCUACACGACAGCCGUUUCUCUUCCCCGCCGGACAUCCUCUGCAUCUUUGCCGUACCUCAAUCGCCUUAAAAGAAUGGUGAAAAAUAAGGAUCGCGUAGAAGGUUCCAUAGCCAAUGCGUAUUUAGUCCGAGAGGCAUCCUACUUCUGUUCUCAUUACUUUGAAGAACACGUUUACACGCGAGCAAGAAAUGUUCCUCGUAAUGACCCUGAAUCACGAGAAGGUGUUGAUGUUACAAAUAAUGAGAUUUUUGACAUAUUUCAAUCACCAGGACGGUUACAAGGGAAAAUGCGUAAAAGGCAACUUACUCCGGAGGAACUAAAAGCCGCACACCAUUACGUACUCUUUAAUUGUCCGGAGAUUGAUCCUUAUAUUACGUUGUGCGCAAAUGAGAUUAAAGAGUCUACAUCACAGAUUAGUGAAGAAUCCCUGUUGAAACGUGUAGAGGAGACUAAAACAUGGUUCAAAGCGUGCGGUGUACAACAGUGGCCCUUGUACGUCAGGGUGGGGGAGAGUAUUGAGGAUCAGGAGGAUGGAGUUGGCGAUGACCAUGACUUCGAGGACUGCUUUGGCAAGGGACGCAGUGGCGGGGCGCGUGAUGGUGAGGACGAGGUCCACGAUAAUGUGGACCAACAGGGUGGAUAUCAUGAGGGUCCCAGUCAUCACGGUCAGUUUGUGUAUGUCAGUUCGGAUGACGAGCUUACAAUCACUAGAGCUGGUGCUGCGCUCAUCACACCAGCAUUCUACGAGAGGACGGACGCGACUGGCUUUUCGUGGGGCAAAGUCUCAAAGACAACGAAGGAGUUCUACUUUCGAGAGUUCAAGAAAAAUGCUCGAGUGGAUCCGUCCAUUGAUGAGGGCAUGCUGAGGAAAGCUUUUUUCAGGAAAGCUGCUGAACGGUACGCGAGUUAUACGUACAAUCAAAGGAACCCAACUCGAUUGAAAAAGAAGAAGAUGGACCCUCGGCCACUUGAGCAGUUGAAGAAGGUUUGGGAAGAGGAUCCAGAGUUUUUGGAGUUGAGUAAGACGAAGAAGAAGAACAGAAGAAAGGGAAAAGAGGAUGGUCCUGCUCUUGGGACUUAUUGCGGAGGUACAAUUCCAUUUUCUGAAAAUAUGAAUCGAUUGGCUAAGAAGAAAGGGGCGCCUGUGCAGUUGGAUGAGGUUAUCAUCCACACAAAGACAAAGAAGCACGAUGGCAAGACUUGGGUGGAUCCAGGACAUGCUGAGCUACAGGCACAAUUCUUCGAACUGCGCGAGGAGGCUAGACAAAAUGGACUUAAAGUCACCGACGAAGAAAUAUGGUACUCGCUAGUCGAGGGCCAUAACGCAAAGAACCGUGUUCCUGGAGUUGGUGACUAUGCACGGGAAAUGAAGAAGAUCAAUCCGUCCUCCAAACCUCGCCGUUCCAGCACUAGUAGCAGCAGUGCGGCAGAGAUGGCAGCACUUAAAGAGCAAAACCAAACUUCUCGCUGACGAUUCAGGAGGAAAUAAGGAAGUUAUAUGGUG